ACUCCAUCAACCUAUUUAAUCCAGUAUUAGUGGAUAUUACCAGUGGAUCUAGUAUUAGUGGAUAUCUCUAGUGGAUUUUAUAUUAGCGAAUAUUUCUAGUGGAUAUAAUAUUAGUGGAUAUCUCUAGUGGAUCUAAUAUUAGUGGAUAUCUCUUGUGAAUCUAGUAUUAGUAGAUAUCUCCAGUAGAUCUAAUAUUAGUGGAUAUCUCUAGUAGAUCUAAUAUUAGGGGAUAUCUCUAGUGAAUCUAGUAUCAGUGGAUAUCUCUAGUGGAUCUAAUAUUAGUGGAUAUCUCAAGUGAAUAUAAUAUUAGUGGAUAUUUCUAGUGGAUCUAGUAUCAGUGGAUAUCUCUAGUGGAUAUGAUAUUAGUAGAUAGCUUUAGUGGAUUUAAUAUUAGUGGAUAUCUCUAGUGGAUCUAGUAUUAGUGGAUAUCUAUAGUGAAUCUAGUAUCAGUGGAUAUCUCAAAUGAUUAUAAUAAUUGUGAAUAUCUCUGGUGGAUCUAGUAUUAGUGGAUAUCUCUUGAAUCUAAUAUCAGUGGAUCUCUAUUGGAUCUAGUAUUAGUGGAUAGCUGUAGUGGAUCUAAUAAAAGUGGAUAGCUCUAGUGGAUCUAGUAUUAGUGGAUAGCUCUAGUGGAUCUAAUAUAAGCGGAUAGCUCUAGUGGAUCUAGUAUUAGUGGAUAGCUCUAGUGGAUCUAAUAUAAGCGGAUAGCUUUAGUGGAUAGCUCUAGUGGAUGUAGUAUUAGUAGAUAGCUCUAGUGGAUCUAAUAUAAGUGGAUAUCUCUAAUGGAUCUAAUAUAAGUGGAUAUCUCUAAUAGUUCUAAUAUUUGUGGAUAUCUCUAGUAAACCAACAAUAGUGGAUAUCUGUAGUGGAUAUGAAAUUAGGAUAUAAGCUGAAAAAUCAAAAGGAUAUCACCAUUCAUCAUUAAUUUACCGCCGAUAUCAACGUAAUUUUAAGUUAUCAGCUAAUUAGUUACAGGAUAAUUGCUGAUUAUUAAUAAAUUAAUAUAAUCAGCACUCAGAAGGAAAUCAGCUGUGAAUCCCAGAGUUCAGAAAUAAAUAAAUAUAAAAGAAAACUGAAGAAAAAAAGGAAUUGCUAUUCAUAGCCUGUAUGAGUCAAUCAUCGUUUUCCAGCUCCGAUCCCCCUGAUUGGGCAAUACAGGGGACAUCCCCUCAACCCUCCCAAGCCUCCAGGUCCAGCUGUACCCCCUGGGUGUUCCUCCUGGAGCAAGGAAUUGGAGCAACUCCUUCAAACUAUGAGAAAACUCCAUCAGGUCCUGGAAACAAUAAAGGACUCCCAAAAUAUUGGCUCCCAAGGGAAGAAAGUUUUCACUGGUUUGAAAAUGUUCGUAUAGACUCAGAAAGCACGAUCGUGGACCAAGCAGAAGAGAAUGAGGAAGUAUUCUAUUUACCCCGUCCAAGAAUCCAACCUAAAAUCCAGCCUCAAGCUAGCAGAGCUCCCCCUAGAAUCCAACCUCAAGCUAGUAGAGCUCACCCUAGAAUCCAACCUCAAUCUAGUAAAGCUCACCCUAGAAUCCAACCUCAAGCUAGUAAAGCUCCCCCUAGAAUCCUACCUCAAGCUAGUAGAGCUCCCCCUAGAAUCCAACCUCAAGCUAGUAGAGCUAUGUCGACACCAAGAAGAACUCCAUUAUUUAUCAACAAGGAUAAAAUCAUCCAGAACUUUGGAUCUAUUUCAACAUCAAUAUCUACACAAGCAGUUUUUUCUCAGUAUGGUAGUACAGACCUCGUGAAUGAAAUAUCUCAUGGCGAGGAGACUGAAACGAAUAACACUAGAACCAACAGUAUUGAAGUUCUACCAAGAAACUCCGAAGGUCAAACACUCAAGAAUAUUACUCACUCAUUCCACACAUUGCAUGACACUAAACUGUACUUACCCCAUUCAAGAAGAGAAAGUGAGUCACCCUUACAUCACAGCAAAUUGUCAGUUUUAGAAUUAGAUUCAGUUAACAUAAGCACUUCUAGUAAGGUGGGAGUACAGGAAGGUUUCAGUGAUGAAAUUAAAAUCCAAGAUCAAGUGAAUCAUUUUCAAACCAUGGUCGAACUGAAAAAUAAAUCUGCGAAACAAAGAUUUCGGUCCGCUUCAGAUUCUGGAAACUAUCCCGAUUAUCUUCGUGAUGAUGAUCUUUUGAGAAGAUCGCCAUCUCUCCCUGUUUUUCCAAUAACAGAUGAAAAAUGUGAUGAAGAUGAAUACUCAAAAAUACAGAGAAUCCCUCCAUUGGACACCUUGGACAAACCUUGUAAAUCUUCAGUUACGAUUGAUGAGGAUGAAGAUAGUGUGAGCUGGGAGGAGACAAUAUCUCGUAGAUCCUCAGCAGCCCAACUCUGCCAAGAUGUAGAAUAUUUCUAUAACGAGGGUGGACUAGGGAAUGGGACUAAAACACCGCGAAUACUGAUUUCUCGAGUGGGUUCAUCAAGAUGGGAAACUUCACUGGACAACGAACUGGAAAAAGAACGUGUAAAAAAAUAUAAAAAGAAGCAGAAAAGAAAAUAUUCAGGAAACAUUGAGUUAACUUUUUUAAUAAUUUUAAAGCUAAAAUUAAUAAGAAGUUGUCUUUAAAGUCUCAUCCUUUGUGGGUAAACAUAUUUGAACUUAAGUAAAUAAAGAAGUUAUUUCGA
Eurytemora carolleeae is the source of this 2630-nucleotide messenger RNA. RefSeq lists its product as uncharacterized. The coding region runs from base 1105 to 2571 and encodes 488 amino acids. The transcript is spliced from 4 exons. The record is from RefSeq and is a predicted model, not a curated record. Lineage: Eukaryota; Metazoa; Arthropoda; Copepoda; Calanoida; Temoridae.